AAGCGCGUGUUGUUGCGGUUGUGUGGUUGGUUUUGUUAUUGGUGGGUGUAGAGAAGGGUGUCCUCAAGCGGACGUGCAGCUGAAGAUCGUCUCGAAAGACAAUUGCUGCAGAUCAAAUCGUGUCCCUAGGGACCGUAGGGCUAUAAGGACAGAACUGACAUCGUCGAGGAAGCAGUUAUAUUAAGUAGUUGGUGUGAUGGGUGGUGGGCGUGGUGGUGGUAGGGUAGGCCAGGGUGGUUUAUAGGACGGCCGGGCGGUGCCUCAAUAUGAGGCGCGGUAGUGCGAUGGUUCAGGGUCCUGGGGGUACAAGAAUAACUGAAUCGAGGGUAGAGAUCCCAGAUGAAAGUAUCCUGUGGGCGUGAGUGCUCACGGCGUGAGCGCGGACACACAGCCAAGGAUUUGAUUGAGGUGGACGAGCAGAUGACGUCGAACUUAGCGUGGCGCAGGGAAAUGUCGAAAACAGACGAAAAGGACGGGAGAGAGGGAGGGAAGGAAAGGAAAAAAAGGAACAACAGGCGAAGGAGGGAGCUGGGAUUGAUGCUAGGACAGCGAGGGAACUUUAACGGGUUCUGGUUUUAUUCUUGGUGGAUUCGAGGAGGGAGGUGGGAUGAAAAUUCAGGAUUUUCGGAAGGCCGAGGGCUUGGGUGGGCUUCCGUUUUGCUUUCUGGGGCGAGUAAGGGCAGGGAGCAAAGGCAGCAGAUGGAUAUGUACUCGACCUUGUGCUGGGGCAGACCUGACAAGUCGGUCGAGGUGACAACCUGGGAACAAAGGCAACCAGAAAUGUGGGAGGAGGAGGAGAAGGGGGGGGGUGGGGUGUGAGAGCGAGGGUGAGGGAGUGUGAGUGUGAGUGUGAGUGGCGACGGGUAGCGGCCGCGACUAGUGGAGAGGUCAGUCGGCCAGUUUUUCCAAGGGCAAAU
Molecule: messenger RNA, 917 nt
Organism: Colletotrichum navitas
Lineage: Eukaryota; Fungi; Ascomycota; Sordariomycetes; Glomerellales; Glomerellaceae
Exons: 1
Coding region: 340-819 (159 amino acids)
Source: RefSeq, a predicted model, not a curated record